Arvicola amphibius (Eurasian water vole) is the source of this 3724-nucleotide messenger RNA. It is a transcript of the gene Clec1a, whose product is annotated as C-type lectin domain family 1 member A. NCBI's taxonomy places the organism in Eukaryota, Metazoa, Chordata, Mammalia, Rodentia, Cricetidae. The transcript is spliced from 6 exons. The record is from RefSeq and is a predicted model, not a curated record. Bases 114 to 923 code for a protein of 269 amino acids.
AAAGAGACCAUUAGGAAUGCCUCUCAGUAACUGGUUUCCUGAGAUAUCUGAAGUUAGACACACAGCCUGGAGCAAUCUGAACAUAUCGCCCCCGCAGCUCUGCAGGAAUCAGGAUGCAGGCCAAAUACAGCAGCACGAGGGAUAUGCUCGAUGAUGAUGACACCACCAUAAGCCUGUAUUCUGGAGCUUCCACUGUCACCAGACGUGCAGAUCCCAGGCAUUCAGAGAAUGAGACUCCCUCUUCAGUUUGGCGCCCAGUGGCCCUGACUCUGCUGACCUUGUGUUUGGUGCUACUCGUUGGCCUGGCAGCCCUGGGCCUUGUGUUUUUUCAGUUCUACCAGCUCUCCAAUAUCCAGCAAGACAGCAUCGCUGAAAAGGAUGAAAGGCUGGGGAAUGUAUCCCGACAGCUGCAGUCCCUCCAGAUGCAGAACAGGAGACUCAUAGAAACUCUACAGCAUGUAGCUGUAAAACUGUGUCGUGAACUUUACAACAAAAGUGGAGGACACAGAUGCAGCCCUUGCCCAGAGAAAUGGAAGUGGCAUGGGGACAAAUGUUACCAGUUCUAUAAAGAGAGUAAAAACUGGCAGGGCUGUGAAUAUUUCUGCCUGGCUGAAAAUGCCACCAUGCUGAAGAUAAGCACACAGGAAGAGCUGGAUUUUGCCAUGCCUCAGAGCUACUCUGAGUUUUUCUACUCUUAUUGGACAGGGCUCUCCCGCAAUGGCAGUGGCAAAGCGUGGCUGUGGACAGAUGGGACACCUUACUCCUUUGAACUGUUUGAGAUUAUAAUAGAUCCCAACAACCCAAGGAACAGGGACUGUAUGACCAUCUUCAAUGGAAAGGCUUUCUCAAAGGACUGCAAAGAGCUGAGGAGGUGUGCCUGUGAACGGAUGGCAGGGAGAGUGGUACCUGAGGUGUUCCAGUAGGUGCCAUCAAACAUUGAGCAGAGGAAGUCAACAGGAAAGCUUCAACCACCAGCCAAAGGUCUGAGUCAAUUGCGGCCAAAGCCAUGGACAGUCGAAGUUUUGGGAAACAGAGAAGCAGCUGCUGGGACUGGUACUUGAGAGGUUCUCCUCUUUCUGGCUCGGCAUCAUCCAUACCUGAGCACCGGUUCUUACACACAUUUACCUGUCACAAAGAUUCUUAUGAAGCACCAAUUAGCCUCAGUAGACUAGAGCAUUGUCCUCCUUGAUUUACAGAAGGCUUUGAGCUGUCUCUCAGUGACUAUUCUCACCCUGUUUCCUAUGUCUCCUUUACACUAGGAAAAGAGGCACAUAAGAAAAUAGAGGGGGUGAUACGAAGCCACUCACUGUGUGUGGUGGUGUCUACACAAGUCUUGUUGUCUUCCAGCUCUCAGCACUUGGACAGUGGAGGCAAGACAUGAAAAGUUUAAGGCCACCCACAACUACACAGAAAGGAGGCCAUCCUCGGCUGUAUGAGGACCUCUUCUCAAACAGCAAAAAGGAACAAAAGAACAAGAGAGUUAAAAAAAGAAAGAAAGAAAAAAGAAAGGAGAAAAAAACAAAGCAAAACAGAGAAUAGAGAAAAGGGAAGUGGGGUCCUUUGGGGUCCUUUGUCCUAAUAGGAAGUCCAAGAGAAACUACCAGACAUCCCAUUCCUGUGCUGUUAUACACAGCUAAUCCUUUUUGUUUCCAGUUCACACUUUGCCUUUCCCAGGUUCUCAACAAUAGCUUCACCCGCUACACUGCUGGUCAUCUUUCCAGCCGAACUGGCUCUCAUUGUGUCAAUCUUUCCCCAAUCAUGUUUCCUAGGAUGAUCUCACCUCUCAUAUAAGUUAGAACUACUGUCCCUGUACUCCAACAAGGAGACUGGAGAGAAGUUUAGUCUCUUUAAAUACACAGAUAAUAGUUUGAAUUCUUCCUCCAUUCCAUUUGAAACAUGUUUAUACCUUUCAGGUACUGAAGAUUUAAUAAUAAUACGCGUGAAUAAUGUGAAAUGGGUAUGGUUUUAGAAUGGAUUUGUGACUUAGGGGAAAAUCACCAAGGGAACGCUUUUCACUACUGUGUUAACAGACUGUUUGACUACUUGUGCCUUGACCAUUGGUGAAGCCACUCUGAGGCUAUUGUUUAUGGGAUAUCUGAGGAUAAGAAAGUAUACAAAACAUUGUCUUCAAAAGGAUGGCUGUAUGAUAUUUCUAAAGUGAAAUGGUUGUGGCAAAAUCACGACAUCGAUGUUGGUCUGUUGAGUACCUGAGUUGUGGUAGACCACAUGAUAUCUAAACAGGAGUUUGAGGAGAAAGAGAAGCUGUGACGUUUACACAGCCAAACUCUUGACUAGACAUUAGCUUCUCUGGGUGAUGACAUUCAAAGCCAUAAUGGGAGUUGUUGUGAAUAACACUAUGUCAACUGGAUUCAUUGUUUAUAGAGAAGCCAGCAUUAUAGGGUUGACAGCACCAGUAUCAGAUGUCACACUCUUAUUUUUCAACAGUAAAAACUGGGAAACAUCUAUUUCAUGGUGAAUUUACUAAAUUAGCCCUUUUGUAAUGAGAACAAUUCUGUAUUUAUUUUCAUAAGACUUAAUUUGAUAACAGUCAUUUAUCUAAACAUGACUGAUAGGCUGCUUAAAUUUUCUUUUAGAUUUCCUUCCAACUAGUUAGGGGGUUUCUUCAAUGAUAAAUGAAUUCUGUGCAGGGUUACUGUAUCAAGUAAACAGAAUGUAUUCAUGGUUAGUUUUAAAACUUGAGGGGUUUAUGUCUCUCUUGGUUUGAUUUAUUUAUUGAGCAAGUCACAUCUCUUCAUGUAGCUGAUGAAAAAGUUGAAAUAUUUUUUUUGGUUUUUUCGAGACAGGGUUUCCCUGUAGUUUCUAGAGCCUGUCCUGGAACUAGCUCUUGUAGACCAGGCUGGCCUCGAACUCAGAGAACCGCCUGCCUCUGCCUCCCGAGUGCUGGGAUUAAAGGCGUGCGGCACCACCGCCCGGCCCAAGUUGAAAUAUUUUUAAUUUCCCAAUGACAUUACUUAAAAUGAAGUAAAUGUGAAGUUAGUCUCAUAAUGUAGGUUGUAGUAGAAAAUGUAAGGUAAAUUAAGAAAAUAUUUAAAAUGGUUUAGUAGUCCUUGUUUAAAUAUAGGGUAACACAAAUGCAGAUUCUUUAUUCAUUAAAGAUAAAAAAAAUUCUCAAAUAUUUUCCAUAAUUAACAAAAUGAUGACUGUUUUCCUGCUCAGUUAAAGUGACUAAUACAAAAACUUAAAAAAUAAAAAAAUAAAGGUGAAAUACAUUAUUAAGCAAUUGUUGUAUAAACCUGCAGAAGGAAACAGGAGUCAGCAAGAGAAAGUCACAAACUUUGUAUACUUAAUUGUAAACAAGGACCAUGAUUCUCAUUUAAGUUUGACUCUAGCAUUCUGGACUCCUGGAGAGAAGAAGACAUCUGUCUCUCUAACUACUGUUGACUGAUAAAGUCUAGCUAUCUAGAGGGUGAAUAGCAUUCUUAUUUGGAAUCUGAGAUCUCAAGCAAAAUGUUUUUUCGGGGGAAAAAAGGAAGAAAUUGUAUUUAAAAAAUAUAUUUUCUCGAUCUUAUUCUUCGUUAUUACCCUUAGUCCCCCUUUCUGUACCCAAGCCUGAUAAUAUUGAUGUUUGAUAAUACAAACAUCCCAAAAGAUGAGAAAAGGGGGUAUGGUACAACAUUGCCUCUACAAACAUUUAAGAAACAAGAAUCAAUCAUAAAAUUAAUUUUAAGAUAAGGCUUGCUGAUAAUAAAAAAUGGAAACCAUA